AUGCCUUCUCUUGCAAGUGCUGGAAAGUGUCCGGGAUACGAAGAGCUUAUUGGAGCAAGCAGAAAAAACUCUGCAGAAAACUAUGCUUUCCACGGGACGAAAUUAGACAUUUCAAAGGAGAUUUUUGGAAAUUCCAUUUUUACCGUCUCGAAUACGGAGAGAGGCCUCAGCGUGAACUACUCCGUGGGGGGAAUCUCGCGGGUUUUCUCUGCGUCGGUGUUUAGCGACGGAUCUGUCCUGGGGAAGAUCUCCCCUGCUCCCGGGCACUCUGGAAUGGCUGUUUCCUGCAUGCGCGGGCCAGAGACGCAGUAUUUCGACGUGGGACUGGAAAAGGCCCUGAAAAGAGCUGCUUUCUCCGUGAAAGCAGUUAAUCCGAGUGUGGAAAUUCCGAGCCUGGAAAUUCCUGGGGGAAAACUUUCCGCGUGUUUUCAGCACCUUCGGAGCAGUCACUCCUCCCUCCGCGGGACUUUGCAAAAAUUUUCAGGGGAAAUCUCCCGGGCGAUCUCAGAGAUCCCUUCAGGUUCUGGGGGGUUACGGAGUUGCAUGAAGGAAGGAGCUUUCAGGGCGUGCAGGCUCUUCCGGGGCGGAGUCUUUUCGGCGACUUCCGUCCUGGAGGUGGCUCCCUCCCUCCAUCUGGGCGUGGAAACGGUCUUUUCCCUCGCGAGAAAAGAGCCCGGGAAAGAGACGAGCGGAGAAGAAACGGGACUCCUGCGGGGGUUUUCCGCGUAUGCAAGAGAAGCUGCAGCCACGUGCAUCGUGAGCAAGGCCUUUGAGACGUGGCGCCUUCUGGGGAUAUAUCAUACCUCCGGGAAUGCGGGCUUUUUCGCGGAGAAGAGGCUGGAUGAGGCAGUUUCCCUGCACAGUGAACUCUCCGUUGACUGGAGGAAGGUCCUGAAGACGGGGCCUUUCUGGGAGUCCGUGGGUUUUGCCGUUGGAACGGUUAUUCGAGGACCUGGCAGUACUACUCACGUGACUGCAGGGUCUAACGGGGUAGUAACAGCUUCUUCUGAUAUUCCCGUGGGAGAUGGUGCUGUCCUGAACCUGAGCACGCAAGUCUCCACGGGUUCGCCCCUCCUCGGGAUUGGGUUCACCUUCACGAGCUGA
Messenger RNA from Nematocida major, 1104 nucleotides. RefSeq lists its product as uncharacterized. The record is from RefSeq and is a predicted model, not a curated record. Bases 1 to 1104 code for a protein of 367 amino acids. The transcript has a single exon. Lineage: Eukaryota; Fungi; Microsporidia.